Cadophora gregata is the source of this 2301-nucleotide messenger RNA. RefSeq lists its product as uncharacterized. Gene Ontology annotation, cellular component: perinuclear region of cytoplasm. The coding region runs from base 287 to 1993 and encodes 568 amino acids. NCBI's taxonomy places the organism in Eukaryota, Fungi, Ascomycota, Leotiomycetes, Helotiales, Ploettnerulaceae. The record is from RefSeq and is a predicted model, not a curated record. Gene Ontology annotation, biological process: intracellular calcium ion homeostasis. The transcript has 2 exons.
GCUUCUUCUUCCGUUCAACUUAUGCGUACUUGUCUAGGCUCAUAUUUUCUAUGCUAGAGCUCGAAUCGAACGAUUGAGUGACGCUAGAGGCAAGUCCAGUUGUUGCAGAACAUUUUCGAACCUGAGGGUGACUAGUGCCCUCAGCAAGGCUGAGAGUCCAAACCUCGCGCCAAAUUCUCCAAGCUUCAGAUCGAGUUCAUGCCACAUCAACAAAACCUCCACGCAACACCUUUAUCUCCCCCGAUGAGCACAUUCUUUUCAACACGAUCGCGAUAGUGUCUACAUCAUGGCCUCGCAUCAACUGGCCAUCGCGAAGGCCUCCUUCUCGGCCGGUCUGCUCCGACCUGAUCCCACCUCACUCUCGCGCGACUCCAUCGCAGACUUUCACACUCUGCUGAAUACAGUCGUCACACAAUGCUCGCCAAGAAACGUCCAGAAAUGCAAGCAAUGGAUUUUGGAGAACAUCGCCCAAUCCGCUGCGCGGUUUACAGCGCUGGGGAAAUACUUAACUGCUCUGGCGGCAUCAUUCUCUGACUCCGGAAGAGCUACGGAUGCGACAAAGCGAGAGCCUUCGAUUAAAAGGAAACGUCUACAUGUCUUGUACCUGGUCAACGAUAUACUCUUUCAUACCAGACAUCGAGUGAACGACGCGUCGAUCUGUGGAAAGAUUCAGCCCAUACUUGUAAACCUGUUUGGAAGCGCAGCAUCUUUCAAAGAAUGUCCGAAACAUCAGCGGAAAGUCCUGGAUUUACUGGCUAUCUGGGAGGAGAAAGGCUAUUACUCGAAGGACUAUAUCGAGAAGCUCCGUGAAGCUGUCAAGAAUGCAUCCGAGGCAGGAGAACUUGUCGAGGGCACCACCGGGGAUAAAGAACAAGGUCUGCCUGCCAAAUCGUCAAAAUUGACUCCAUAUGUCAUGCCAGCUAUGCACGGAGAUGCCUCGACUCCAUGGUUCGAUUUACCUGCUGGAAAUCUCAUGCCACACAUUGUUCCAAAUUCCACACGGCCAAUCAAUCCCGAUAUGAUUAAGCCUCUGCAAUUCGUGGCCGGCCCAGCAGAGGAAGGGCUGACAUCGGCAGUAAAAGCCCUUCUGGACGAUGUACAAGCUAUCUUUGGCGAUGUUGGCACAGAAGAAAAGGCAGCCUUGGACAUUGAUGAGCUUGGACAAUCAAUCGUCGUUGAUGAGAUCUCUGGAGACAUUCUUGAAGGAGAGGGUUACUAUGGAUGGUCUCGGAUGUUUUGUGAGAAGAUGAAAAGAAGAAAGAAGGGUCUGGACGUGCCAAGUCGUGAUGAAGGUCGUGAUCAGAGGAGUCGAAGCAGGAGCUCAAGUCCUGGAAUGAGAAAGAGGCGGUACAGCCAGUCUGAUAGUGACUCGGAUCGAGGAGAAUUCAGAUCUACACGGCGUCGACGUUCUUACAGCUCGUCCCGCUCCCCAAGCCCAGAUGGCAAACGAAAUGGCCAGGCUCGAAGAUCAAGAAGCAAAUCAUAUUCCAGAUCUCCUCCACCUCCAGAACCACCAACGUCAAAUGGACCAGGCUUUCAAAGAGCACCACCACCACCACCGCCUCUUGCCAGCAGUCUACCAACCAAACCAUCCAUACCUCCGAUUCCACUUCCUCAUUUCCAACAAGGAUUCAACCCGAACUUUCCCCCACCCCCUCCACCAAAUAUGUCUUUCAACGGACAACCUCAAUACGGAGCAUGGCCUCCACCGCCUCCGCCGAUGCAAAACAUGAAUUACAACCCUCAAUAUCAACAGCAACAAGGUGCUUGGCCACCGCCGCCGCCUCCUCCAGGUCCGCCCCCUGGACCUCCACCUGGUAAUUACCAACAAGGGAACUAUCCGCAAGUCAACUACCAGCAACAAGGCUACCCGCCAUCUGGACCAGGUGGCUGGCAACAACAGCAGCCGCAAGGUGGUCGAGGCUACAACAAUAACAAUGGCUGGAACAACAACCGUGGAGGUAGAGGAGGGUAUCGAGGUAGGGGCUGGUAGUAUUGAAGACGUCAAAUCUCGCACACCCGCUCUUGGCAAGUCCAAUCCAAUAUACCCUUGCAAUGCCCUACUCUGCAGCUGAGUCACUCUGCAUGCAGUGGACGCAUUGCAGCACACCACCGCACUACGAUCCACGACAUCUACCUCAAACCCCUCAAAUCAAUGGCACAAUGACGACGGUUAGUGGGGAGAACCACCCCCACGGAAUAUAUCCCUCAGAAGCGGAGAACCCUGUAUGUUAGUAUAUGUUUGCAUGCAUGCAUUAGACUCAAUCCAGCUUUCCGACAGGAAAAGCAAUGCAAGCCUAA